GCCGCCGCGGAGCAAGCCCGGGGCCGCCCUGGAGGAGGAGGAGCCGCAGGAGGGAGCGAUGCGAGGAAGGCGGGGGGCCGGGCUCCCCCACCCCCCACCGCCCGCCCACCUCUUCCCCGCGCCCGCGGCCCGGGGGGCAGGUGUCGGCUCCGGUGAGGAGCACGUCCUAGAUCUGGAGAGUCUGGCCGGUCCCGGGAGGGGUGGGGUUAUUUGAGUCACCCUCCCUGGCUUCCUCAGAUGUGAAGUCGAGACCCGGGGUUGGCCGCGGGAGCCCUUCCCAGCGAGAGAGGGGGCGGAUCGUUCCCGGGGAGGUGGGGAGAGGCUGGUCCAGAAAGGACUCUCGUGAUCCUACCCCAUGGCCCGGAGAUUCCCCACAGCCGCCAGAUCCCAGAAGGUGGCAGCAAGAGGAGACGCUGAAACUCCACACCGGGACGUCCGGAAGCCGCUGGAUUUAUUUUAGAGCCUCCAACCGAAGCUGCUUUCAAACGGAGAAGAAGCUGCCGGGCACUCCGGCCCCUCUCAGGUUCUCUCCCGCAUUGCUGCUGAUCCUCAGCUCGUCACCCCAGAGCGGGGAGGCCCUGUGCUGGGCUGGCUUCCCUGGGGAGAGCCCAACUGCUAAGAACCAAAGAAGCCAAUCCCAAGUGAGAGUGGGGAGGAGAGCGGGCCGCUCCUCUGAUCUCUGGACCUGAUUUUUUUCUCCUCCCCCCCCCCUUUUUUUUUUACUUCCCUAGCGGUCGGUGCCUUAGUUUUAUGGGGGUUUCUUCUCCCUCCCCACAAUUGUUCCUCCCGCUCUUGGCUUCGGUGCUUGAUGGGGCUGCCCGUCGGAGGGGCGGUCUUCGCGGCGGCGAGCAGCAGCGAAGAAAUACAAGGGGGAAUCCCUCGAUGCGGGAGGCGACCCUGCCCUCGGCCACUAGCCCGGGGUCGCUUCCCUUAGCUCUCUCCCGCUGAGACUUUCCCCUCCCCGAGACGAACGGAGCGAGUUCCCCCGCCAUGUCCUCCAAGCCCGAGCCGAAGGACGGCCGCCAGCAGAGCGAGAGCGUCCCACCCGCCCCCUUCUCUCCGGCCGACGGCCCCGGCCGGGAGCCGACGGCCGGGCCCUCCGAGCUCCUGGGUCCGGACGGGGAGUCCGGGGUGGAGGUGGUGGUGGCGGAGUCGCGAGCCAACGCCAAGGGGCUGCGGGAGGAGGACGCGCUCCUGGAAAACGGCAGCCAGAGCAACGAGAGCGACGACACCAGCGCCGACCCGGGGCCCGAGGCCGCCUCCCCGCUCAAGGAGACCUCCUUCUCCAUCGGCCUCCAGGUGCUGUUCCCCUUCCUGUUGGCAGGGUUCGGGACCGUCGCCGCGGGCAUGGUGCUGGACAUCGUGCAGCACUGGGACGUUUUCAAGGACGUGACCGAGGUCUUCAUCCUCGUGCCCGCGCUGCUGGGCCUGAAGGGAAACUUAGAGAUGACCCUGGCAUCGCGGCUCUCGACAGCUGCAAACAUCGGGCAAAUGGACACCCCCAAGGAGCUGUGGCGGAUGAUAACGGGGAACAUGGCGCUCAUUCAGGUGCAGGCCACGGUGGUGGGAUUCCUGGCAUCCAUCGCGGCCGUCAUCUUCGGCUGGAUCCCGGACGGCCACUUCAGCGUCGGCCACGCCGUCCUGCUCUGUGCCAGCAGCGUGGCCACUGCCUUCAUCGCCUCCCUGAUCCUGGGCAUGAUCAUGAUCGGAGUCAUCAUCGGCUCCCGGAAAAUUGGCAUCAACCCGGACAAUGUCGCCACCCCCAUCGCUGCCAGCCUGGGGGACCUCAUUACCCUGGCUCUCCUCUCGGGCAUCAGCUGGGGCCUCUAUCUGGAACUGAAAGGCCGGCCCUACGUCAACCCUUUGGUGUGUGCUUUCUUCGUGGCUCUGUUGCCCGUUUGGAUUGUCCUCGCCAAACGCAGCCCGGCCACGCGGGAGGUGUUGUACUCGGGCUGGGAGCCAGUCAUCAUUGCCAUGGCCAUCAGCAGCGUGGGUGGUCUGAUCCUGGAUAAGACGGUCUCAGACCCCAACUUUGCCGGCAUGGCUGUCUUCACACCGGUGAUCAAUGGCGUCGGGGGCAAUCUGGUGGCAGUGCAAACCAGCCGCAUCUCUACCUACCUGCACAUGAAUGGGAUGCCGGGAGAAAGCUCGGAGCCCGGGCCGCGCCGCUGCCCCAGCCCCUGUACCACCUUCUUCAGCUCUGAUGUGAACUCUCGUUCCGCCCGUGUUCUGUUCCUGCUAGUCGUACCUGGGCACCUGGUGUUCCUCUACACCAUCAGCUGCAUGCAGGGUGGACACACCACCCUCACCCUCAUCUUCAUCAUCUUCUACAUGACCGCUGCGCUACUCCAGGUGGUGAUCCUCCUGUACAUCGCAGACUGGAUGGUGCAUUGGAUGUGGGGCCGGGGCCUGGACCCCGACAAUUUCUCUAUCCCAUACUUGACCGCGCUGGGCGACCUGCUGGGCACGGGCCUCCUGGCCCUCAGCUUCCACAUCCUCUGGCUCAUCGGAGACCGGGACACCGACGUCGGGGACUAGCUUAGCCUGCUCCUCGCCUCUCCUGGUGUCUGGUCUCUUCCCUCUUGUCUCGUCCCGCUCCAGCCCUCCCACUCUUCCUCUCCCUCCCUCAACUUCACCCCGAUACCGAAUCCUCAUUAUUUUCAAUGGGGAUUUUUAUAUGGCAAGCCGCCUCCCUACAGAUGUGGUUGGAAGAAGGAUAGAAGGGAAACUAAAGCCCACGUCAAGACUAAGACAAUCACCAAGUGCAAUUUCCCGGCUGGGGGCUCCACCCGGGGUGGGUCAGGAUCAUAUCCACGCCUGAAGGACCCAGGUAUUUGAGGGGCAGAAUCCGCGUCUCAUGGCUCCACUCCCGGUGAGCGUUGAUGCUAACGGAACCCCUCUGUAGAAUCUGGUUUUGUAGGGGGGCGGUCCCUGGAGCACCCCACCCCCCUCUAUAUGCUUGUCCUUAAGGUCAGUGGCCACCCUCACUGAGGGGUGGAGCCUGGUGGGAUGGGGAGGUGGAGAAAGGUGGCGGGGAAGAGUGGGAGGACUAACCUACUACCUCCUUCCUUCUUCCCAUCUCCUCUCUUUCCCCUUCCCUCUCCCCAACCCUUCCCUUGGGUUGACCGUGCUCUACUGUCCGUCUGGAAUCACAUCUUUCAAGUCCAUCGACUUUCCCCAGUCCCUCCUCUUCCCCGCCACGAGCUCCUGGGAACUUCUGACAGCGAGUGAAAACAUGUUUCUCUUCCUUUCUCCCUUUCCCCUGCCCCCUCCUCCUCUUCCUCCCUCACCUCCCCGGCCAACUGGUGGCUCUUGGGUCCCGUCGUGGCCACGUACCAGGACCGACAAGCCUGAGGGCCCAGAAGACAGGCUCAGUGGGGGAGGCCCCUCAGAUGUGAAGUGGACCUUGCUCCAGUGGGAGCCUUCGCUUCUCUCCCUGCCCUCCCACGACAUCAUCCCAGGAGGCUUGGGCCGCCCAAGGAGCUGUGUGGGUUAGGCUGGGCUGAGGCCAGUGACUGGUCUCUGAGGACGAGAGAGGCCUCGCUGGAGGGUAGCAGGGAGAACCACCGCCCAAGACCCAUGGGAAAGAUGAAGUAAGGCCAUCUGGGCUCCGAGUUGUUCCUCAAAACAGAUCCUGUCUUCCUAUUGGUGGGUGGAGGUCGCGGAGGGAGGAGGGUAGGGUUAUACUCCUCCUCCUCGGGCCUGGCCCGGGCGCUGACGUGCAGCCCGCCUCCCCCUCCUGUGAGGAUGGGGCUCCUCGCUCUCCCUUGCCGGAGUCAUUUGGGAAUGUGGUGUCAUCAUGGGGUUGGCAUUUUCAUCCCCCAAGCAAGCUCCCUUUUAACCUUGACCUUUGGCACUUCCUCAUUGUCGAUUCGCUUUCUAGAAUCAUCGGCGUCACAGUGCCAAGUUUCCCCUCUGGUCCCCCGACCGGCUCCGUCCCGCGGGGAUCCUGGCCUGCUCCCCUUUUGCUAGCCAGGGUCACUCCGCCCCCUCCAGCCGCAGCUUUCGGCCCUCAGCCUCUUAAGCUGGGCCCGGCUCUACGCCAGGCUGGGAGCCCUAGGAAACAGGAGAAGGUGCACAAGGUCCCCACGUGGACCCACCGGCCAGAACUAAAUGAGAGCUCCAUGGUGGAGUUGGCCCAGCCCCCCUCCCCCAGGCACAGUUGGGAAGGCGGGGGACCACUCCCACCCCCGGCCCAAGGAGAUGAGACUCUCCACCGAGGCCCGGUGCAAUCCCAGCCCGCUUCAGACUUCUCUUCUCCUACUUCUCCAGCCCCCUUCAGAAUGCCUUCCUCCAGUGAACUGGCACUGAGUUCCAGCCCGGGCAGGGGCCAUACCUGGAGCCCGACCUCAAGCCCCGCAGCGGAGACACCAGCAAGAGUAGAAUUCCCCUGACCCCCCACACCUCUAUCCCAGUCUCCUCCCGGGAUUCCUCCCCGCUUCCUGUCCCCGUCCUGCCCCCGCCCCGUGCAGAUGAAGGGAUCUGGGGAGAGGGCAUCCCCACCCGAACCCCCGGGCGUGGGGCUGAGGGUCUCCGGCCUGGUGCCUGUGAGGCUGUUACUUCCCCUGAGCCGCUUGGAGGAACUAUCCAGGUGAGCUGGUAGGAGGAGAAAAGAAUAGAACUGAAAGGAAAAUGCAGUGGAACCGACUUUUUAUUUUUGUUUUUUUCCUCAGAUUGGACAAGCUGCAUGUAAAUAUAGGUCAGGCUGCAAGGAGCAAGAUGGGUUUACUCUUUGUAUUCUUUAAAAAAAGAACUGUCUUUAAAGAAUUAUUUAUAGUUGCUAUAACUGAAUUGACAAUUGUCAACCUAACUGAUAAAUUAUAUUUGGUAAAAUAAAGAUGACAUUUAUUUAG
Ornithorhynchus anatinus (platypus) is the source of this 4853-nucleotide messenger RNA. RefSeq names its product solute carrier family 41 member 1 (gene SLC41A1). Bases 991 to 2538 code for a protein of 515 amino acids. NCBI's taxonomy places the organism in Eukaryota, Metazoa, Chordata, Mammalia, Monotremata, Ornithorhynchidae. Gene Ontology annotation, molecular function: monoatomic cation transmembrane transporter activity. Gene Ontology annotation, biological process: monoatomic cation transport. Gene Ontology annotation, cellular component: plasma membrane. The record is from RefSeq and is a predicted model, not a curated record. The transcript is spliced from 11 exons.